UUCCGUGGACACACAGAAGAAGGUAACAUCAAUGGCAUCAACAUUACUGAACAUGGGUACAUACAGACGAAUAGAUUGUAUAUUUUUCAGUGAAUUUCAUCCAACGUUAGGACCAAAGAUCACAUAUCAGGUUCCGGAAGAAUAUAUUUCGAGGGAACUUUUUGAUACUGUGCAGGUGUACAUCAUCACCAAACCUGAGCUGCAGAACAAGCUCAUAACAGUGACUGCCAUGGAGAAGAAACUGAUUGGCUGUCCAGUGUGCAUUGAGCAUAAGAAGUACAGCCGGAAUGCCUUGCUCUUCAAUUUGGGUUUAGUCUGUGAUGCCAGGACAAAAACAUGUGCUUUAGAACCUAUUGUCAAAAAACUGUCUGGCUACCUCACAACUCUGGAGCUUGAGAGUGGAUUCAUUUCAAACGAGGAGAGUAAGCAGAAACUGUUGCCUAUCCUGUCCACACUUCUUGAGGAACUUAAUGUUACAGGAGCCUGCACCCUACCUAUUGAUGACUCUAACACCAUCCACUUGAAGCUAAUUGAACAAAGGAAAGAUCCUCAGGUUGUUCAGGAGUAUGAUGUACCAGUAUUUACUAAGAAUAAAGACCACUUUAUAAAGUCCCAAUGGGAUCUCACCACACAACAGAUCCUACCCUUUGUAGAUGGGUAUCGACACAUUCAAAAGAUCUCAGCUGAGGCCGACGUUGAGCUUAAUUUGGUGCGGAUUGCUGUUCAGAAUUUAUUGUAUUAUGAAGUGGUAAUUCUGGUAUCCAUAUUUCAGUACUCAAAUGUUUAUUGUACAACACCUAAAGUACAAAACUUGAUAGAUAACAAGUGUCUUCAGGAAGAGUGUCUACAUUACGUCUGUAAGCUAGGCCAAAGGACAAGUCUCAGGGAUGUGUUCCAGUUGUAUUGUGGUUUGACCCCAGGUACAACUGUGCGUGACCUCUGUUCCCGCUAUUCUCACCAGCUACAGAGAGUGGAUGAAAGGAAGCUGAUUCAGUUUGGCUUGAUGAAAGGUCUGAUUCGGCGCCUGCAGAAAUAUCCAGUCAAGGUUGUCAGAGAUGAUAGGAGUCGUCCACCGAGACUUUACACUGGCUGCCAUAGUUAUGAUGAAAUCUGUUGCAAAACUGGAAUGAGUUACAGGGAGUUGGAUGAGCGUUUGGAGAAUGAUCCGAACAUUGUUGUUUGCUGGAAAUAAUACUGCUGUGACAAAAUUAUGAUUACAGACAGUAUUAUAGUAUUAGUACAUUUGGAAUGUGAAUCCAUUUCGUAUGUAGCAGGCUAUUGUGUGAUCUGAUCAGCAGCAGUUAAAAGCAUUUUCAGUUAUACAUGUUUAGCUUUUCUUACUCUGAGGAAAAAAGUAGAAACAUGAACAAGACCUCCUGAGACCAAGUCAACUGUUGAUCUUAAAUCCAUUGUUUUUAAAGUGUUACCUUGUGGAUCCGCUGUUAAAUUAACAUUAGAAUGAACAAUUUUAAUCAAUGAAGUCGGUGUUUGCUUAACAGAUUGUGUAAUCUACAGUUGCAAAAAUAUUUGAUUACAUCACUCCAGGUCUAUUCAAACAUCAAAUAUUGCACUUCUAAAACAAUAAAGUGUGGACAAGUUUGCAUAAAAA
Molecule: messenger RNA, 1609 nt
Organism: Pimephales promelas (fathead minnow)
Lineage: Eukaryota; Metazoa; Chordata; Actinopteri; Cypriniformes; Leuciscidae
Gene: nprl2
Product: NPR2 like, GATOR1 complex subunit
Biological process (GO): negative regulation of TORC1 signaling; cellular response to amino acid starvation; positive regulation of autophagy
Cellular component (GO): GATOR1 complex; vacuolar membrane
Molecular function (GO): GTPase activator activity
Source: RefSeq, a predicted model, not a curated record